Molecule: messenger RNA, 2287 nt
Organism: Asterias rubens (European starfish)
Lineage: Eukaryota; Metazoa; Echinodermata; Asteroidea; Forcipulatida; Asteriidae
Product: aquaporin-8-like
Exons: 5
Coding region: 98-880 (260 amino acids)
Biological process (GO): transmembrane transport
Cellular component (GO): plasma membrane
Molecular function (GO): water channel activity
Source: RefSeq, a predicted model, not a curated record
GCCAUUUUGUUGCUUAUUUUUCUCCAACAACAGUCGUGUCAAAGUGAUUUUAGAGGGUAAAUCUGCGCCAUAUUUUGAGGUUUUAAACUCGUCCAAAAUGAGCGGUCGGGAAGUUGGAAAGCAUGAUUUGGAUGUUGAGGAUGAAGAGCGGGAAAUAACUACUUUUGAGAAGUAUGUCCAGUCAACUUUUGCCGAGUUGGUUGGCACGAUGUUCUUUACAUUCAUCGCUUGCCUGGUGGUCACAUCGCAGGAUGUUGUAGCUAUUGCAUUCGCAGAGGGACUGGCCAUGGCCCUUCUCUGCUCAGCCUUCCUAAACAUCAGCGGUGGGAUAUUCAACCCAACGUUGACGUUCGCAGUGUGUCUCUCAGGAGGCAUCAGCCCUCUGCUGGCUGUGCUCUACUUCUGUGUGCAGAUAUGCGGCGGCUUGUUGGGAGCAGCUUUCGUCAAGGCCGUCCUUCUCCAAGAUUCAUACAGUGACAUUCGCGGAGGUUGCAACAAGUUCCGUGGUAGCGUACCUUACGAUAAGUACGACUCGCUCCAUGAGCUGGGUGUAUCUCCUGGUACAGCGGUCAUCAUUGAGGCUCUGCUGUCUCUGUUUGUCUACAUGUCUUAUCUUCAGGCUAACAUGGAUAACAGAGGCAAGCACCUUACGGGACCACUGGCUUAUGGGUUCUCCAUCACUGUCGGCAUCUUGACUGGAAUGCACUCCUCCGGUGCCUCCUUCAACCCUGCCCGGAGUUUCGGACCAGCCGUUGCAUCCGGUUAUUGGGAUGAACAUUACAUCUACUGGGCCGGACCAACCAUCGGUGGCCUAUUAGCCGGAACAUUCUACAGAUUCAUUCUCGGUGACAGCAACAAGCGGCUCAUCAUGAGAGACUGAUGGGGGACAGAGGCACGAACGACGGCAGGGUGAGGAGAGACCGUCCUGCAAAGUUCGUGGGAAGUUGUUCUUCCCUUAAGUAUCAACCAACACAAAUGGCUGCACAAAAUGCAACAAAUAAAAAGUUUCAUAAAAUAUGAAUAAUAUUAUUGACGAAAAGGAAAUAAGGCUACAAAUUUGUAACUCUUGCUUUCCAUUAUAAUCAACAAAUUUAAAGUUCAGGCAAAAGGAUCGAAACAGAUUACUAAAACUCUAUAGAUAUUCUCUCAAUUUAUUAAAAUCCUUUGUUUAUAUUCAUUUAGUUUAGAAAGUGUGUUUAAGCUUCAAUCUGCCAUUACCAGGGAAGCUGACUGUUUAGGGUAAAUUUUGUGAAAGAACAUUAUUUUUACUUACAUUUUCCGUGAAACUACGAAUGCCUGUUCUAUAGAAGCUUCCAAUUUCGAAUAAAGCGACUUUUAAAUUGGCCGCCUUUGGCGAGAGUGGCAGGGAAAUUUAAUUUUUUUUUGGGAAGCAUGGCUAGUACAGUCUUUUAGAAUAGGAUUUAUACUUGUAUAAAGAAUGUUUUCACAGUCUUUUUGCAACCACUUUUGAGUUAAUGCGUGUAAAUAUUGUUAUUGGAUGUAUAGAGUACGGUGAGGACCAAAUUCACGGUCAUUUUGGCCAGACCAUAAUAUUCAGAGCACCAUUUCAAAGGGUUAAUACAAGAAGUUAAGCACAAGAAUAAGCCGAGCACAACGUUAAGAUUACCAGCUAAACUACCAUGUCAUUGUACACAUUUGUGACUGGUAUUCUGCUCAUUUCUGCUUAGCAGAAACCUGUUAAGCAAUAUUGUCUACUUCGACACAAGGGGAGUCUGUUUAGAUUCGUUGACAUAAAUUACUCGGAUUUAUAACUAUUUUUUCCAUACUGCGAAGUUGAUUAGUAGUUUAUCUGUUUUAUUGUUAUUUUUCUUUUCUCUUUUUGCUACUAGUUUAACCCCUAUUGGCAACCGGUAGAGCAAAGGUGUACAGUAAAGUGUUUGUGAACUUUGACGACAUAAUUUCAGAUCAAAGUUGAAAGUGGAAACAAGAGUAUCACAGGUGUUUAUAGAUAAGGAUUUAGUUGAGCUACAAAUCCGUUGACAAAAUAAUUGCGAAUGGUUCAACGACAACAGAAAGCGUAGACAAUUCAAAUAUUAAGAGUUAACCAUUAAGUUUUAAAAUGUUUGUUAAAAUAAUAUAAAUAAUUAUUGUACUCGGAUUUUUAUAGCAUAGAUUGCAUGGAUGAUAGAGCUCAGUUUUAGCAAAAAGAAAAAGUUCGUCAUGAAAUAAUUAUGAAUAACUUUUAAACGGGGAUUUGUUUGUUUUUUUUGCUUCCCCAAAUGCUUUGAAAAUGAUUAAAUAUAGAGCAUUAUAAACUCUUUGUUCU